This is a messenger RNA of Cooperia oncophora, 1113 nucleotides long. NCBI's taxonomy places the organism in Eukaryota, Metazoa, Nematoda, Chromadorea, Rhabditida, Trichostrongylidae. The record is from the annotation of a GenBank genome assembly.
AUGGAUUACUGUUUCACUGGCGUUUUCGCAUGCGAAAUGCUUCUGAAGCUAAUCGAUCAAGGGAUCAUACUUCAUCCUGGCUCAUACUGCCGUGAUUUUUGGAACAUCCUUGACGGCGUUGUUGUCACAUGUGCUCUUGUUGCAUUUGGUUUCGCUGGUACCGAAGGAUCAGCUGGUAAAAACUUGAAUACCAUCAAAUCGCUGAGAGGUACUUCGUGUGUUGAGGCCACUGAAGACCAUCAAAAGGAUACCAAAGCUGAAGUAAUUGCUGUACAGCUUUUCAAUGGGAAGUUCUUUUAUUGUACCGACAAAACGAAACGCUUUGCACAUCAAUGUCAUGGACAGUUUUUCAUUUUCGAUAAUCAGAAUGAACCGCCUCGUGUUGAACAGAGAGAAUGGAGACUUCGGCCGUUCAACUACGAUAAUACCAUCAAUGCGAUGCUCACACUGUUUGUGGUGACUACGGGUGAGGGAUGGCCGGGUAUUCGCCAGAACUCAAUGGAUACCACAUUUGAAGAUCAGGGACCAAGUCCUUUCUAUCGGGUCGAGGUAGCACUAUUUUAUGUGAUGUUCUUUAUUGUAUUUCCGUUCUUCUUCGUCAAUAUUUUCGUCGCCUUGAUUAUCAUCACAUUCCAAGAACAGGGUGAAGCUGAGCUGUCAGAAGGUGAUCUGGACAAGAACCAGCUCUGGGAAAUGGAAGUGUUGACACCGAUGCUGCAUUUCUUCAGAGAAGCAUCAAUCCGCCUUCUCUCGAAGAAGCAAUGUAUCGAUUUUGCGUUAAACGCUCGACCACGCUCUCUGUUCAUGCCGGAGGAUAAGAAUUCGAUAAAAUAUCGAAUUUGGCGACUUGUCACAUCAGCACCCUUUGAAUACUUCAUAAUGGCGAUGAUUUGUUGUAACACAAUCAUUCUCAUGAUGAAAUUUCACGGGAAUUCAGAUUUCUACGAAAAAGUCCUGAGAUUAUUCAAUACUGCACUCACAGCUGUGUUUACUGUAGAGAGUAUACUGAAGAUUCUAGCCUUUGGAGUCCGGAAUUAUUUCCGAGAUGGCUGGAACAGAUUCGAUUUUGUGACAGUUGUUGGUUCAAUCACUGAUGCGUUGGUUACCGAGUUU